Molecule: messenger RNA, 2410 nt
Organism: Colossoma macropomum (tambaqui)
Lineage: Eukaryota; Metazoa; Chordata; Actinopteri; Characiformes; Serrasalmidae
Gene: eef1db
Product: eukaryotic translation elongation factor 1 delta b (guanine nucleotide exchange protein)
Exons: 2
Coding region: 1097-2017 (306 amino acids)
Source: RefSeq, a predicted model, not a curated record
AUCUGUCAUUAAGAUAAAUGGAAGUUGACCGUUUCCAACAACUUGUGGCUAUAUUAUCAGUCUUCAUGUUUAUGUUUAUCCAGUGUCUUACGAAGGAGAGGCGGUUUACCGUCCCAAAAAAUGCUCCGUUGUGUUGCCGGAAAGCUUCUACAAUGAAAUAAAGAAAACAAAAUAACAGGAUUUCUUAUUCAACAGCUGAAAAGCGUAUGGUGAUCCUCAAGGAAAAGCUAAUCAGUGUUAUUUCCCUGUUGCAUGAAAUGUAGCGUGGCUAGCUAACCCUAACCCAGUCAAGCAUGGAGGCAGAAAAAGGAUGUGCGCACUUUUCGAGCCCGCUAGUAUUGUUCUGUUUUUUGUCAAAGUAUUAGCUAGUUAUCAUUAAUGUUUUUACGAAAAUGGCUUAUGUUUAUCGGCUAUAUUGUUCUGUCCGACCGACAGAUGUUAUUUAAAUUAAUAUAUAGACAUACAUAUGACCUAUUGUUCAGAAGAUUAUGCUUUGGAUUUUUCCGUUUUACACUUGCUAUUGACGACUUAUUUACGUGGUUUGAUUUGUUAGCUGAUUUAAGACUGAUUGUAUCUGAAUAAUAUGAAAAUGUGUUUUUGAAAUGUUAAGUCGAAUCAGUAUUAAACGCAUAACUGGGAAGAUCUGAGUACAGCGUCAAGAAACACGUGUGGUUUACGUGGUUCCCACGUUGGAUUUGGCACACGUCGGUUAGAGAGACAGAGAACUUCUGGUUUUCUGGCAUCGUAUUGAUUAAUGUCCUGAGAUUUGAUUCCGAAACCUAAGUCAGCACCUAAUUUUGUGAGUGGGGAUAAUGAAGUAUAUAGUAUAAAUACUGCUUGUAGUAGUAUAUAGCCACUAUAGUACAUACCGUAGUAAGCUAUAAUGAAAUAGUUUAGUCACUUUAAUUUUAAGGUAUCUACAUAUAGGGUAAAAUGUCCUGUUAAACAAAAGUACUGUAAAAGAAUGAUCAAGCUUAAAUCUAGCUGAUAUGCUCUUUGUUUUCUCCUCCCGCUGACUUGGUGAAAAGAGCAAACUGAACUUAAAUUAGCACCAGUUAGUUUGGCUGCUGUGUUGCUCACUCAUUACAAAAAGGUAAUGCCUCGGAGAAGUCCAGUAAAUGCUGGUGUGGACCAGAUUGCUGCUGGCCUUUCAGACUGUGUGACUACGGAGGGCCUUAGGGGCUGUUUGUCCAGUGAGGUCAUACAAGGCCUGCGUUCAGAAUGUGCUGCGCUGUGGUUCGACUGUGGCAUGUACGAGAGAGCGGAGAGCCACUACUAUGUCAAGCUGCAAGAGCAUCAGAAUGGGACCACUGCUCCUGCAGUCACCAGGAACAAGCAAGAAACCUGUCACCAUGGUGACCAGGAGGCCUGUCACCACGUGGUUCAGACUGUCUGGGUGAAUAAGCCCAUCUUUGACCAAGCUGAAAGCCAUUUUGUAGCCCAGUAUCCCAAAAAGACAAAUUCAGUGACCACACCCAGUUCUCUCCAGGUGUCACCUGCUAGCCCCUCCUCCAGUACAUUAUGUGAUGAAGGCUACCUUUCUCAAACCCCAACUCCUGCCACUCCUGCUUCAAGAGCAAUCAACGGCCUCCCCUUUCUGCCUGCACCACUCCAUGGGGUGUGGCUUCAGAAACCUCUGUAUGACAGGGCAGAAGCAGCUUUCUAUCAGAACCUGUACCGUAAAACUGAGCCCCAUUACAAGCCCAUUGCAAAUGACGAAGACCAAGUACGUGGCACCAUCGUCAAGGAAACCAAACUUGACAGCACAGAGCAGCAGAAACAUCACAACAAUGGCAUCAAGAAAAAAGAAGACAGAGCCUGGUGUCACUUUCUGCAUGCGGACAGUGAGAGGGUGUGGCUCGACUGCAGUCGCUAUGUGGAAGCGGAGACUCGUUUCUACGAAACUAUUGCUGCCAAAACCAACCAAUCUGCCAUAGUCCACUCUAGCGCAUCACUGAAGUAUGACUUAGUACUCAAGUAUACACUUGCACUUUUGUACCCAAAUGUACACCUGUAAAUUGCACGCACUUUGAUCACACACAUGUAGCUCUUUUUAAAUUGGGCAGUGACAUUCUUGUCAGUAAGAUAGUCUGGGUAAAUAUGGAUGCAAUAAUCUGAUCCAUAUUCUUCUUUGCUGCAGCCUUAUAUUCUAUUAAUUUUCUGUUUUUAUAUCGUUUCUUUGUUCUGUUCUUGUAGUGCAAUUCUUUGUUCUUAUUUUUUGACUUCCUUUUUGGCCUCCUCCUUUUUUGUUCUUUAUGUUUACAGCACUCUUGUUUUCACCAAUUUUUUGUGUUUGUAUUUUGUGUGAUGUUUGGUUUUGCUGGCAUUAUGUGAUUUGGAGAUGUAAAGGUGCUACUCAAAAGACACAAGGGUAUUACCAUUAUAAGUGUGCUGAUUUAUUGCUUGUAGU